AUGCCGGGCGGAGAGCCGAAGCGCGCGGAGGCGGUGGGCGGUCCGCGCAGGCGCGCCGUUGCCAAGGCGACGACACGUAGGCGGCGCUCUGUGUGCCGGAGUGCGCACGUGGCGCGCCUGUGUGCGCGCCCGUACGCCCCGGCCGCCGGUGCCACCGCGGCCCCGGGUUCGAGCCCUGACUGGCACACGUUGGACGUUUACGUUACACCGCUAUAUCGAAGGGCUUUGUUCUGUAUGCUGUGGCUACGGUGUGACGUCACGACGCCAGAAGAGCGGACGCGCCGUGCACCGCAUUCCGCGCACACGCGCACACUCGCGUACACCCGCGUGCACACGCGCACACACGCGCACGCACACACGCCCACCGACGCACACGCGCACCCGGCCCCUCCGCCGCCCAACACCCGGCCUACCUACCGCACUCUACGCACAGCGCUCCGUCGGGACCUGAAAAGGAAUUUCACGGGGCGUCCUUUCUUCCGCGCGAACCUUCGGCUG
Molecule: messenger RNA, 498 nt
Organism: Iphiclides podalirius (scarce swallowtail)
Lineage: Eukaryota; Metazoa; Arthropoda; Insecta; Lepidoptera; Papilionidae
Source: the annotation of a GenBank genome assembly